Molecule: messenger RNA, 1830 nt
Organism: Torulaspora delbrueckii
Lineage: Eukaryota; Fungi; Ascomycota; Saccharomycetes; Saccharomycetales; Saccharomycetaceae
Gene: NCA2
Product: Nca2p
Exons: 1
Coding region: 1-1830 (609 amino acids)
Cellular component (GO): mitochondrial outer membrane
Source: RefSeq, a predicted model, not a curated record
AUGAUUACCGAUACCUACAUUAUCCGUCGAUUUCGUCAAGUGGAUGAGAACUUGGAACUCUCCUUACAACGGAUUUCCUUAGGUCCACAACCGGCAGGUGAAGUGAAGAAUAAUGAAACUUUGAGCCGUUUACAGCAGAACUUGCUUAAAAUAAAGGCUAUCGUUGAAAAAAUCAGCAAUUCUGUGCAAUCUUCUGUAUCAAAAGGGCCCGUCUCGAUCGACUAUGAUGUCAUUACCCAAGUUAUUAAAGAACUUCCAAUUCCUAUGAACGAUGACAUGAGUCAAAUGGAGACAAUUGUCACUAGAUUUAUCUCCCAAUAUGUGAUGUUAAUAUGUUACUACAGCUUAAGCAAUCAAUGUCUAUCCUUUCUUCCAGCAGCUUACGAUACACAGAGGUAUUAUCAAGAGGUCACCGAUUCCAGAAUGAAAUCCUUGCUUUACUCCAUACAGACAUCUCCGGCGAAACUGUUGAAUGUGGGAAGACAACUAUAUUUUAGACUGGGGAAGAUGAAUGAAUUGAAGCACACUGAUAACAUAUCGAUUGACAGAUUAAAAAAACUUGGAAGUGAGGUCUUCGACGAAUUGAGGCCUCAAUUCAAUAGAGUUCUGAUGGUGCGUAAUCUGCAGCUAGUUGGCUUGCCAAUCAAGUCAAGAAAAUGGGCUUCGAUUUUACUUGAAUUGCCCCGCGCUAUGAUUCGUGAUGACUUACACAGUAAGAACACUAAUGUCAGUGAGAUAACGAAUGAGUACACUACAAAGCUAGGAAGGCUGAUCAAUGAUUUCCAAAAGCAUCAAAAGCAGCGAGACGCAGAGGACGUAAGUAAGCUUAAUGCAUUGAAGAGAUUUUUAGAAUUACCUUCAGAGAGUACGUUAUAUGAUGUUGCCCAAUAUACCAAGGAUUUCCAGACCAAGGUAAGAACCAUAGUUGUCAAAAAACCUGGAAAAGUUACGAGAUAUUGGCCAAGUGCUUUGCUGCUGUUGACCUACGGACCUGCAUCUGUGAUUUACUUAUGGGAGUCUCGCCAUAGAGUUAUGCAGUUCUUGCAAGAAAAUGUCGUUGAUUUUGCGAAAGGUCUGCUCUACAACUGGGUUUAUAUCCCAUUGAAGCAUGUUUGGUCAACAGUAAGACAUGAUGAGGAUAGCUCCAUUGCGGUGAUGUCAAAGGGCACCUUAGAUUCUGAAAUGAACUCUUUAACUCGAAUGAUUGUCAGCUUUGUUAAUGAAAACAGCGGGACUCGAAUUGAUGAUAAUGUGCUGAUUCAACAGGUCGAGCAUGGUGAUUUGACUAGAUUCAUGGAAAUCUACGAGACUCAGUUGAAGCACCCUAUCAAGAACAUUGUCUCUGGUGAACUUGUCAGAUCAUUGUUAAUUCAAGUGCAAAAGACUAAAGUUGACGGUUCGCUAGCAUUAGAUGGAAUCGAUAAAAUGCUUCAAUCACAACAGCUUGUCUUUGGUGUGGUAGCCAUUUCGCCAGCGCUAUUAAUUAUUUACACUGCUACGGUCUGUCUUUUCAGAUUGAUUAAAGUCGGUAGUCUUUGGUCCAACAUCCAGCAAUACAAGGAUAGACUAAGUUACAGUCUGAACAAUUUGGAAAGAUUACUCAAUUACUCAGGCACACAACAAAAGGAUUCAAGCCAGCGAUACUUGAAUCAAGGUCUCAUGACGAUUGAGGUUUGCACUGUGGCCAAAUUAGGCAGCACGUUGGUCCCCAAGGCUCGACUAAGCGAAUGGCUCAGAGAUAUCGAAGAGAUUGCAGACUCUAAGCUCGAUGAGCAAGCAAAACUAAAGGUAGUAGACAGAAUAUACCAUGUCUAUGGUAAAUAUUUUUAA